AUGGCACACGGAUCACGACCCCGCGGCCAUGUUGACACCAAGUCGACCCCCCCAGACCAUGAAGACCCACAGCGUCGCCCUGACCUCCCUCGGGACGCCUUAACAGCCCUGGGUCCUGCCGGCGCCCUGGUGUGUCAUGUGAUCGCCCUGCCGGCCGGGGCGUCGGCCCGGCGGUCGGCAUUUCUUCGAGCCGUCCCGCUGUGA
Molecule: messenger RNA, 204 nt
Organism: Puccinia graminis f. sp. tritici CRL 75-36-700-3
Lineage: Eukaryota; Fungi; Basidiomycota; Pucciniomycetes; Pucciniales; Pucciniaceae
Exons: 2
Coding region: 1-204 (67 amino acids)
Source: RefSeq, a predicted model, not a curated record